Messenger RNA from Ctenopharyngodon idella (grass carp), 11092 nucleotides. It is a transcript of the gene kif21b, whose product is annotated as kinesin family member 21B. Gene Ontology annotation, biological process: mitotic spindle organization; microtubule-based movement. The transcript is spliced from 35 exons. The coding region runs from base 335 to 5341 and encodes 1668 amino acids. The record is from RefSeq and is a predicted model, not a curated record. Lineage: Eukaryota; Metazoa; Chordata; Actinopteri; Cypriniformes; Xenocyprididae. Gene Ontology annotation, molecular function: microtubule binding; microtubule motor activity; ATP binding.
ACCCUGCACAUUGAACGUGCGAGCACACAGACGCUCUGUGUAGUUUCGGAUGUAAGCUCGAGCGCCACUCGCACAUAUGACAGGAUACAAGCUCGAAAGAAGAAAAGAUGCAAAUCCCCCUCAUGUUUCAUGCGAUAUAUACAUCGCUGUGCUGAUUUCAUCAGUAUUACAGAGGUGAACGGCGAUGUCUGGCUGCGUAACGCUGAUUGACGGACCGGAGCGGUCGCGCGCGUGUUAACGCAUAACAGUGUUUUCAGCUCGUCCGUAAACUUUGCGAAAACUUGGCGGCAUCACUUCUCAUUUUGACGGGCGAGGUGAAACAGCAGCACAAAGCAUGGCGACACAAAACGACUGCUCUGUCAAGGUCUCUUUAAGGAUCCGGCCGCAGAUGGCAAAAGAAAAGAUUGAGGGAUGUCACAUCUGCACCUCUGUUACUCCUGGGGAGCCCCAGGUGCUCUUGGGUAAAGACAAGGCCUUUACAUAUGAUUUUGUGUUUGACUUGGACGCUCAGCAGCACCAGAUCUACAGCGCCUGCGUUCACAAGCUCAUUGAAGGCUGCUUCGAAGGAUACAACGCAACUGUCUUUGCUUACGGUCAAACUGGUUCAGGAAAGACCUACACCAUGGGCACUGGCUUUGACGUAUCCGUGUCAGAGGAAGAGCUGGGCAUCAUCCCUCGGGCAGUGCGACAACUCUUCCAGGGCAUCCAAAAACGCAGACUGGAGGCACAGAGCGCCGACAUGCCCCCGCCAGAUUUCAAAGUCAGCGCCCAAUUCCUGGAGCUCUAUAACGAGGAGAUCCUGGACCUGUUUGACAGCGCACGUGAUCCAGAGGCUCGAAACAGGAAGUCCAACAUUAAGAUCCAUGAGGAUGGGAGCGGAGGGAUCUACACCACAGGAGUGACCUCACGGCUGGUCAGCUCAGAGGAGGAGCUCCUGCAGUGUCUGAAGCUGGGCGCUCUGUCCCGCACCACCGCCAGCACGCAGAUGAACGCCCAGAGCUCCCGCUCUCAUGCCAUCUUUACCAUCCACCUCUGCCAGAUGAGAGUGUGUCCGCAGCCUCAGCUGGUGAAUGGAGAGAUGAACGGUGUAUCUGAUAGUCCCAUUUCUCAGCCCGAGUAUGAGACGCUCACUGCCAAGUUUCACUUUGUGGACCUGGCGGGAUCGGAGCGUCUCAAACGCACAGGAGCCACGGGAGAGAGAGCGAGAGAGGGCAUCUCUAUCAACUGUGGCCUGCUGGCCCUGGGUAAUGUGAUCAGUGCAUUGGGAGAUCAGAGUAAGAAGGCGGGUCAUGUGCCUUACAGAGACUCCAAACUCACACGCCUGCUGCAGGACUCGCUGGGAGGAAACAGUCGGACUGUGAUGAUUGCCUGCGUGAGCCCUUCUGACCGUGACUUCAUGGAGACCCUGAACACUCUGAAGUACGCCAACCGCGCUCGCAACAUCAAGAACAAAGUGAUCAUGAACCAGGAUAAAACCAGUCAGCAGAUCAGCGCCUUACGAGCAGAGAUCGCACGCCUUCAGAUGGAGUUAAUGGAGUACAAAGCGGGAAAGCGAGUGGCCUGUGACGAUGGAUCCGAGGGGUUUAGCGAUCUGUUUCAGGAGAACUCGAUGCUCCAGAAAGAGAAUGAUACUCUGCGUAUGCGGGUCAAAGCCAUGCAGGAAACCAUCGACCACCUCAACACUCGAGUCACCCAGCUGCUCACCAACGGAGUCAACCUGCUGCUCACCAAGACUGGUGAAACGAAUGAGGAGAUUGGCAAUCUAAUUCAGAACUACAUUCGAGAAAUUGAAGAGCUGAGGUCUAAGCUGCUGGAGAGUGAGGCCAUGAACGAGUCUCUGAGGCGCAGUUUGUCUCGCCUCUCCGCGCGCUCUUCAUACCCGGCCUCCCACCCGUCCACUCCAGCACACGCUCUAGGCUCCUCCCCCUCUGUUUCCAUGGAUGCAGAGAUGACCGAUGUGAUUCGUCAGGCCAAAUUAGAUGUGGAGAGGCUAAAGAAGAAAGAGAGAAAUCAGAGGAGGAAGAGUCCUGAGAAAGAAAAGGGUUUGAAGAAGAGAGCCAAACUUCAUCCUCAAGAAAAUGGAGAAAAGAGCGAGAAUGGGCUGAGCAGAGAAAAUGAAGAGAGACGAGAAAAUGGAGAUGGAGACUCUGAUAAUGAACCUGAAGAGGAUGGCAUGUAUCCUCUUCUGGAGGAUGAUCACGAGGAGAGCGGCUGUGAUGAGGAUGAGGAAGAGGAGACCAGGGAGGAGGAAGAGUUUGACAGCGACGAAAGCCUGGUGGAUUCUGACUCUGACUCGGAUGAGAAAGUGAACUUGCAGGCCGAUCUUGCAGACCUGACGUGCGAGAUCGAGAUCAAGCAGAGGCUCAUCGAUGAGCUGGAGAACAGCCAGCGGCGGCUCCUCACGCUGAAGAGCCAGUAUGAGGAGAAACUGAUCCUGCUUCAGAACAAGAUCAGAGACACACAGCUGGAGAGAGACCGCGUGCUGCACAACCUCAUGUCCAUGGAGAACUACACUGAAGAGAAAGCCAGUAAAAUCAAAUCGGACUACGAGAAGCGUCUGAAGGAGAUGAACAGAGACCUGCUGAAGCUGCAGGCCGCUCAGAAGGAACACGCUCGCCUGCUGAAGAACCAGAGCCGCUACGAGAGAGAGCUCAAGAAACUGCAGUCUGAGGUGGCUGAGAUGAAGAGAGCAAAGGUGGCGCUAAUGAAGCAGAUGAAGGAGGAGCAGCAAAGGAGGAGGGUGAUCGAGGCGAAGAGGAACAGAGAAAUCGCACAACUGAAGAAAGAGCAGCGACGACAAGAGUAUCAGAUCCGUUCUUUGGAGUCCCAGAAGCGUCAGCAGGAGAUCGUGUUGCGGAGGAAGACGCAGGAAGUGACGGCUCUGAGGCGGCUGGCCAAACCAAUGUCGGAGCGUGUGGCCGGACGCGUAGCCCGCAGACUCACCAGCGUGGACUCCGGAGCAGAGCUGACCACCAGUAUCACAACACCCCCCUCUGUACUGGACUCUACACGCUCAGUUUCCAGCAUCAUACGGCAGUGGAAUACCAAACUAAAUGGAUACCUGGGAGAGAACGAGACCCAUGGGACUGGAGGAAGCCUGGCCAGUAGCAGAAAAAAGUUCCAGCGAAAGGGUACGAGCGCAAGUUUUUCAAAGACAGCCCGUCAGAAGUGGCAGUCUCUGGAGAGGAGGAUCAUGGAUAUUGUAAUGCAGAGAAUGACCAUCACUAACGUAGAAGCUGAUAUGGAUCGCCUCAUUAAGAAACGUGAGGAGCUGUCCAUGCAGCAGGAGGCGCUGUUGCGCAAGAGAGAGAAGUUACUGAACGAGGGCUUCAGAGAGGAUGAGGAGGAGAGACUGCUUCAGGAGAUGAAUGAGGAGAUCGAGGUUCUCAAUGCCAACAUUGACUACAUCAGCGACAGUCUGUCAGACUGCCAGGCCACCAUCGUACAGAUUGAGGAGACCAAGGAUGAGCUGGACUCAGUGGACACCUCGGUGGUCAUCAGUUCCUGCUCGCUGGCUGAAGCUCGUUCUCUCCUGGACUACUUCCUCAAAGCCUCUAUUGACAAGGGCUUGCAAGUUGCUCAGAAAGAGGCUCAGAUUCGCCUGCUGGAGGGUCAGCUGCGGCAGACGGAUGUGAUUGGCUCUUCCCAAAAUCACAUGAUCCUGGAUGCUCUAAGGGAAAAGGCGGAGUGUAUCCCUGAGCUACACGCUCUAAUCCACAACGUCCAGCAAGAGAAUGGCUAUGCAAGCACAGAUGAGGAGGUGUCUGAGUUCAGUCAGGCGUCAGAGGGCGGUUUCUCCCAAAUGAAGUUGUCUGCGAGUCAAGAUGACUUUAAGAUGAAGGUUGAGCCUCGGCUAUCUGCACAAAUGAAAGCGGUGUCAGCUGAGUAUUUGGGCCCUAUUCUGGACCUCAGCUCCAAGAGCAUCACUAAGUCGCUGGCCUCUCUAUCAGAGAUCCAUGAGAACGGCCUGGUCCUCAAAGAGCCCUAUUACAGAGAGCUGGUGUCUCGAACCAUCAGCCUGCCUGUCCGAGGACACACUUUCCCAAGGCAGUCCAGAGGGUCUGACACAUCUCCCUUAACAAGGAGGCAGUCAUAUGACCGAGGCCAGCCAUACAGAAGUCCAGAUGUAGGCUACACCCCUCCUUCUUCCCCUCCUCUCCGAACACGUAACGACCGCAAUGUCUUUUCCCGCCUGACAAGCAACCAGAGUCAGGGCUCGGCACUCGACAAGUCGGAUGACAGCGACUCCUCUCUCUCGGAGGUGUUCAGGGGUGUGAUCACUCCCACAGGUGGGCUGAAGGGGGGCAGGACGGCCCCUCUACAGUGCGUGGCAAUGGCCGAGGGACACACCAAACCUGUGCUCUGCCUGGAUGCCACUGACGAGCUGCUUUUCACCGGGUCCAAAGAUCGAACCUGCAAGAUGUGGAACCUGGUGACCGGACAGGAAAUAGUCACCCUGAGAGGACAUCCUAACAACGUAGUUUCCGUCAAAUACUGCAGCAACUCCAGCCUGGUCUUCACAGUUUCCACCUCGUAUAUCAAAGUAUGGGACAUUCGUGAUUCUGCCAAGUGUGUCCGAACAUUUACGUCAUCGGGUCAGGUGGUCUCAGGUGAUGCCUGUGCUGGUACAACCACCCGCACCAUCACUACAGCCCAGGGCGAGUAUCAGAUCAACCAGAUUGCCCUCAAUCCCUCCGGAUCGGUGCUCUAUGCUGCUGCAGGCAACACUGUCCGCACAUGGGACCUCAACAGAAUGCAGGCCACUGGGAAGCUGACAGGACACAUUGGGUCAGUCAUGUGUCUUACAGUGGGUUAUUCUGGAGGAGGCAAGGAUCAGGUGAUCACUGGAUCCAAAGACCAUUACGUGAAGAUAUUUGACAUUGCGGAGGGAGCCCAGGGCAACAUCGGACCGGCUCAUAACUUCGAGCCCCCUCAUUACGAUGGGAUUGAGUGUCUUGCUGUACACGGUGACAUACUGUUCAGUGGUUCCCGCGACAACGGCAUUAAGAAAUGGGAUCUGGGACAGCAGGAGCUGAUUCAGCAAAUCCCAAAUGCGCACAAGGAUUGGGUGUGUGCACUGGCGUUUGUUCCCGGGCGGCCCAUGCUCCUCAGCGCCUGCAGGGCAGGCAUGCUCAAGGUGUGGAACGUAGACAACUUCACGCCCAUCGGAGAGAUUAAGGGCCAUGAUAGCCCCAUCAAUGCCAUCUGCACCAAUUCCAAACAGAUCUUUACUGCGUCCAGUGACUGUCGGGUGAAGUUGUGGAGUUAUGUCCCCGGGCUCACGCCCUGUCUGCCCCGCCGGGUCCUGGCCAUCAAGGGCCGGGCCACCAGCCUCCCCUGAGCCUCCACUAACCACCUCCUGCCUGCUUCCCUCUGUGACAUGAGAGUGAAGAUUUGGAAUCCGAAGAUGGGGAAGAAAAGGUGAAGAUCCUCCGUUUGGAAUGAUUGUUAUCGAUGGUGCCUUUUUGGGCUAAUUGGACGCCACAACUUUAGGUGUCCGAAACCGACCUUGGAAAGGAGUCCAGGGGUCAGCCGCCUCAAUCCAGAAGGCCAGUUUCAAGGACCUGCCUGAAGGAGAUCAGACACAGCCGUCUGUUUUAGAAGACACAACCCUUUCAACCGGCUGCAAACGUUGUCUGACGCAUCCGAGGAAUAUGAUCCAGUGAUCAUCUGAGGAACUGCCGGUUACUUUAUUCUAGAUGUUUUAAGGUGCCAUUUUGGUGACGCUGAAACUGUAUUAUCUGUACAAUGAAGUGUUCUCCUUCACUUCCUGUCUAAAUGAAAACAAGUCCUUGAGAUGACUUCAUCUGUAGCUGCUGAUUUUACUUCUGAAUAUUUAUCACGUCAAGGAAACAGAAUAAUCCAAGCUAGGUCACUUUUUUAUUCUUAGAGAGCCAUAAGACUUUAGCCUUGACCUGUUACCAGAAACUGUAUCACUUCCUCUCAGUAUCCAGAAGAUUGGCAACUCUUGUGUUUACUAAGGAUGAGCAGAUGCAGUCGUCGUCGUCAAUCCCAGUCCUACGUUCCCUCGAAACAUUGUGCAAUAGUAUGGACCACCACGUUUUUUCGAUGCCUUCCUCUUCAGGGGGUUUCUCUGAACAUUUCAGAUAACUAAUGGCUUCCUUAAACUUCCCUUAACCACAGACAAACAUUGUACAGCCCUCUUCCGAUAGGCUUCCUUUGCUUUUAAACUCGUUCGCUCCAUCUGCUGUGAAUUUUGUUUUCUACCUCAGGUUUAAAGUUAGAUUUCGUGCGUGAAACCUUCACUGAUUCUGAUAGGAUUCCAGCUUUAUUGUCUUCUAGAUGUGUGAACAGAGGUCUCAGAAGUAUAAAGCAGGAUUCAGAGUCUGCUGAGUGGGCAUUUUGAGGGUCUGCCCGUGUAAUAAGCCCAUCUCAUCGGGGGACUGUAGAGUUUAGUGACACUAGCAGACACUCUUAGGCAGAAUUAGAUGCUUCCUCAGGCUCAAGCGUCUGAUCGAAGGCAACGAUCCCCUGAGGACAGUAGAAAAGGAUUCAGCUGGCUUUGUUUCAUGUUGCUGGACACAGUCCUGGUACGAUUUUCAGACAAUCUAACACUGGAUUUUUGGAUAGAAAUUUGGUAGUUUUGUUAGCCCUAUAUUUUUCUAUAUUACGGCUACCCUCUGUAACACUUUAAAACAGAAGUGUUAGAAAAAUUUGCACAAUUGUCUUUUGAUGUUUUCUUUCUGGUGCUCUGCAUGUCUGCUCCAUGUUAUGUUUUUUUUAUUUUUUUAUUUUAAAGGGAUAGUUCAACCAAAAAUGGAAACUGUGAUUUACUUCUAAUCCUUAUGACUUUUUUUCUUCAGUGGAACAUAAAAGGAGAAGUUUAACAGAUUGUUCAAACUGCUCUUUUCCAGCUCAGUUGCUCAGUUUCAAAAAUGAGCAAAAAAUUGGAAUAUAUAAAAUUGUUGUUCUUUAUUCCAAGACUUUGGAAGUAGUGUUGUCAAAAGUACUGACUUCGGUACCAGGUCAGUACUGAAAUUUUUUUUAAAUGUGACGCUUUGAGCUCUGUUGAUUAGAUUCGUAAACGCCUCUGAUUGGCCAUUGUGUUCACGCGUUCAACAGAUAUGUCUGUGAUUGGCUACAAUGAUCAACGCACGGGAGCGUUUAAAAGCAUUUGUCUAUCAGCGGACCGGUGCUUUCAAACACUCUCGUGUGUAUCUGUGUAAGCGUUCAGUGAAGAGCGCCAUUGUUGUCUAUUUACAACAUGUUUUUGAAGCGUUGAUCGCUGUAGCCAAUCACAGACAUAUCUGUUGAGCGCGUGAAAACAAUGGCCAGUCAGAGGUGUUUAUGAAUCCACUCAACAGUGCUCAAAGCGUCACAUUUUUUUAAAUUUCAGUACCAACUUGGUAUCGAAGUAACUAUUUGGAAGCCACACAGCCCAUUUUUUUAUUUACAAUUCAAUUAGUUACUCAAUAAAAAUCAUCUGUUUCAUCUCUGAUUCUUGUCAAUGUAUAUUCAAGUAUGCCAUUUAAAGAUCUGUCACAUCUAUAAUGAGUUUAGUUGUUUCUCAUGCAAAUCUGUCUUAUGAAGGCUUGAAAUAUAGUGCACAAGUCAAGUGGACUACUUUAUGAUUAGUUUUUUUGUACUUUUUGGAGCUUGACUUCACCCGUUCAUUGUAAUUAUAACAGCUGGAACAAUCUGCUAAACUUCUCCUUUUGUGUUCCAUUGAAGAAAAAGAGUCAUACAGGUUUGGAACAACAACAAGUUCAGUAAAUUAAUACAGAAUUACAAUUUUUAGGUGAUCAAUCCCUUUAAUCACCCUAAUAAAAUGUAAAAUCAUUCUAAGAAGAACCUCAUCCAUUGAUGAUUCUUCUUUCCCGCACAAGCAUCCAUGAUAAAACCAGCCGUGUUAAAGUAGGUCAAAUUAGGCACUGUGUUUUCCAGUCCUCCUCUCAGAGUUUCACACCCUGUUAAAUGAAAUAGGAAGCAGCCUCCUCUGCAUUGGAGGAUAUGGCGUGCCUGAUGGGGGUAUGUGGGCGUUUGCGAGCUUGUCUUGGUAGAACACAUGCAACUUUGUUUAUUUUUACGCCAUCAAUCUUGCUGUGCCACACGCCACUCCCUUCUCGGGCUUUCCCAGAUUUACAGUCUUUUUUUAAUGAAACACAUCUAUCACAAAGGUUUUCGGGCAGCCCUUGGCAAUUCACCACCUGAACGCAGCCAUGUACACAAGCUGCUGUAAGGAGGAAGCUCUUAUUUCCAGUCGACAGGGAUGUGCUUUAUCUGAUGAACGACCCACAGUAUGGAUAAUCGCACAUUAAGCGCUGCAGGAGUCGGGAUUCUCAAGCUACGACAAGAGAUUUGAUCAAAUUUGCAAGUUACCUUUUUUGAUCUGUAUUUUCGAAAACAACAUGAUGUGGUAUAGCUGCUGUCAGUCAUUUAAAGCUACUACAACGUGUUUCUAAGGAUGAAUCUUUAGGCUUGAGUCAUUUGUAUAAUGUAAAGCUCAUAUACAUAUUCAUGAGGAAGUAUGCAGUAGGGGCUUCCUUACCCUUUAGGUUAAUAGAUUUCUGCCAAUGGUUCACUGCAUAUACACCUUUCUAAAUUUGACAGUAGUGUCAUUAAGCCAGUAUGUCAUCCUCAUUAAGAUUAUAUACGAGUUUGUGAUUCUAGAACGUGGAACUACUAACAUUAUAAGGUGUUUUUGACCAAAUUAUCCAUUUUUUUCCUUUGAAUCCAAGUGAUGCGCUCAUAAAAAUAACUGUUUUUGGAUCUUUUCUGUGAAGUCUUUUAUAAUAAGGCCAAAUUUAUUAAAUAAUGAUCAGAGAAUCUACUUCAAAAGAACUUUUGUUUUCAAAACUGUGAAAAAUGCUGCUUUAUUCCAUCUUUUUUUAAUAUGAGUCUGUGUGUUUUGUUCUUAAAGUGAGAUCAAAAUAUACAACAUCAAACGUGUUACCAAAGUUUGGUUUAAAUAAUCACUUGCACAUUUUUAAAACCCCAAAAAUGAAUCAAAAUUGUAUGUUUGUACUGGUUAUGGUUCUACCCCUUAAAGGGAUAGUUCACCCAAAAAUGAAAAUUACUCCAUAAUUUACUCACCCUCAAGCCAUCUGAGGUGUAUAUGACUUUCUUCUUUCAGCCAAACACAAUUGGAGUUAUAUUAAAAAAUAUCCUGGCUUUUCCAAGCUUUAUAAUGGGAGUGAAUGGAGGAUGAGAUUUUGAAGCCCAAAAAAGUGCAUCCAUCCAUCAUAAACAUACUUCACACGGCUCCGGGGGGUUAAUAAAGGCCUUCUGAAGUGAAUCGAUGCGCUUGUUAUCCAUUAUAAUGUAGGAUAUAGCGUAGAAUGUCAUGGCAUUUUACUACUAUGUCGCAGAAGUUACCACUUUUUAGACGUUUGUCGAAUGCGUAUGGCUGUCGUUAUUUUACUUUAUAAAGUUUUAAAUAAUGAUAUUUGUCUUACACAAAUGCAUCGAUUCGCUUCAGAAGGCCUUUAUUAACCCCCAGAGCCGCGUGGAGUAUGUUUAUGAUGGAUGGAUGCACUUUUUUGUGCUUCAAAAUCUCAUCCCCCAUUCACUUCCAUUAUAAAGCUUUGAACGAGCCAGGAUAUUUUUAAAUAUUACUCUGAUUGUGUUUGGCUGAAAGAAGAUAGUCAUGUACACCUCAGAUGGCUUGAGGGUGAGUGAUUUUUGGGUGAACCAUCCCUUUAACAAAGUCGCUCACUGUUUGUGUACAGUGCAACUAUGCAUUUUAAUUCAGUGCAACAAUUUACACCAAUAAUUUUACGUACAAUUUCCACAAUUCAUUCUGUUCGUUUCUACGAUUGAGGUUCAGAAUUUGUGUUUGUACUAUUCUAAUAAUGCGUCCUAUCACAGGGUCAACCCUUUUUUAAUAAGUGCCCCUCAUUAGUGAGAUUACAAAAGACUGUGCGUCUUUAACUCAUUUCAUUUUAGAAAUGAAAAAGCAUUGUUUUGAAUACCAUUUUGAAGCAUUUUUGGUACAAUUGUAAUAUUCUUGGGAAAGGAGCUUGUCAAAAUGUGCUCGGUAUUGCUAGGACUUAAAGACUGUGAAAUUGGUUUGCGAAUACAGUUCCAUAACACGUCGUCCACACAGAUAAUUUCAGCCUCUCAGCUCGCUCUCUCUCUCUCUCUCUCCAUUGUGUCUGAAAGCUCAUUGGUUCACAAGGCUGCAGCUGAGAUUGACAGCUACAACCUUAAAUACUCCACGCUUUUUACAGCCAUGCCAGUCAGUGGCCUGCAAUUCCUGGUGCUCAGCUUAAAGACGGUCUUAACUUUCAAUGUAUCUGAAGCUUUUGGGGUUUAUCUUUCUUACGCAUUCAGCUUCACAGCAGUAGUUUACCGGGGGUACGUUUAGUGAUGUAGCUUUACUGUUGCUUAUAUUUUAUAUUCUAGGCCAGUGAUGCAUGGCAUGGACAUGCUGUAUAAGCUUCUACAUCUGUAUAGAAUCUUAAAGGAAAGCUUUUCUGUACAGGGGAGAUUGUCGACACCUGUCUACUGAUCAGCGUAGCGUUAACCUGCGGCUUUGCCCCACUGUAAUGCCAAAGGUGUCGUCCCAGCUGCCUUACGCCCUCUCUGUCUCUCCCGGCCUGAAGCGCAGGGCCGCACUGCAAUACGCCUGACGCCUUACCUCACUUUCAGUGUGUGGAACAUCAUGCCAUCGCGAAACGCUGCUUUUAAAUGCCUUAUGCAUUUUUUUGGGGAAAAAAAAAUGUUUGAAUGGGUGCUUACUAGUUACCUGGCAACCCAGGUACGCAGUUAAUACGCAGAUUAGAAAAGACAUUUAAGUAAUAGAGAAAAAGAGGCUGAAAUUAAAGGCUUGACAGAACAAUCAGUCAUUUUCGAGGCGUUCAGCUCGAGUUCAGCUGACGGUUUAGGCGACUGCUGAGGGCUUGUGAAACGCGGCGGGGCGUAUACCAACAACGGUCACAGGUGCCUUUUAUCGCAUUGACUCCUCCCAAGGAAUGUAAAUGUUUGUACAGACUUUCUUUCUUUUUGUUACAUGUGCAUGCGACCAAACUGGGUGUAAAAUAUCUGACUGUAAAUACUGUACAGGUUUUAUUUAAUGACGGUUAAAGCAUUCCUCCAGAGAAAUAAAUAAAAAAUGUGGGAAAAAAAUGCA